Messenger RNA from Dreissena polymorpha, 4457 nucleotides. Its product is annotated as probable sodium/potassium/calcium exchanger CG1090. Gene Ontology annotation, molecular function: calcium, potassium:sodium antiporter activity; calcium channel activity. The transcript has 10 exons. Bases 119 to 1711 code for a protein of 530 amino acids. Gene Ontology annotation, biological process: calcium ion transmembrane transport; intracellular calcium ion homeostasis. NCBI's taxonomy places the organism in Eukaryota, Metazoa, Mollusca, Bivalvia, Myida, Dreissenidae. The record is from RefSeq and is a predicted model, not a curated record. Gene Ontology annotation, cellular component: membrane.
CAAAUUGGGAACCAGUUUACUCUCAAAACAAAACAAACAUGGGACAAGUAUUUUCGUGAUUGAUAUCUGACUUUGACAGACGUUGAGGCUGGUAGCACUGCAUGAUGACAAGUUCGAAAUGGCGCGCAGACGUUCUAGCAUCAGAGUGACACUUAUUGGAGUAAUUUGUAUAUUAUUUCUUGGCCUGUCGUUUUGGAAUGAAGUGAUUUACCAAGUCAAUCAAGAUUCAACUUCGGAAGACAGAAAUGCCCAUGGCCCCUCCCGGCACUUACUGGCAACACUUCCCAACUGCACCCCACGGGCCAUAGAGCAGUUCCCUAGGGACUUGUUCUCAAUGAAGCAACGUAAAGAAGGGGCGAUUAUACUUCACAUUUCGGUUGCUUUUUACAUGUUUCUUGGCUUUGCCCUGCUGUGCGAUGACUACUUUGUACCAGCUUUGGAGAUAAUUUGUGAAGUGCUGCACAUCCAAUCUGACGUGGCUGGUGCUACAUUCAUGGCCGCUGGGAGCUCUGCACCAGAACUUGCAACAUCCAUUAUUGCAGUCUUCAUUGCAAAGGAUGACAUUGGAGUUGGUACAGUGGUGGGAUCAGCCGUGUAUAACAUCAUGUUUGUCAUCAGCAUCUGCGCGCUUUUUGCUGGAACGGUUGUACACUUGAACUGGUGGCCAUUGCUGCGGGAUUGCGUCUUCUACUCACUGAGUGUGGCAGCCCUAGCAGUUGUCUUAAUUGACGAGGAAGUAUACUGGUUUGAAUCCUUGACAUUUCUCCUCCUCUAUUGUUUCUACAUUCUCAUCAUGUACUACAAUACCAAUCUGGAAACGCGCUUCAAGAAAUGGUUCAAGUGCUGUUGCAAGGGCAAUAAAAAUGUUACUCAAAUCCAACUGACGCUUACCCCGGUGAAGUGCAAAACCGAUAUUCAGUGCAAUGUAGCUAUAAUGGAGACAGUUUUUGUUUCCGACGAGGCUUCUGAUGAAGAAGAAAUGACAGCAGAAGAUGCGCCGUUUAUCUCAAAGUCGGCCACCGAUACUUCAAAAUCCAACGGCUCACAACCUAUGCAAGAAUCUCAUGACACUGAAAAGUCUGUGUUAAGUCGGCCUUCGUCCUGCUGGAAACUGCCUCUAUGGUUGAUAUCGCUACCUCUGAAGUUGCUUUUCUUCGUGACAAUUCCCGACUGUACCAAGCCACGCUGGAGUAGAUGGUUCGUCGUAACAUUUCUGAUGUCACUGGUUUGGCUCUCGGCUCUCUCAUACCUCAUGGUGUGGAUGAUCACGAUAAUUGGCUACACUGCUGGCAUCGCUGACACCAUCAUGGGUCUUACCCUGAUAGCGUUUGGCGUCAGUCUACCCGACGUGAUAACCAGUCUGAUCGUCGUGCGAACGGGUCACGGUGACAUGGCCGUGUCAAACGCAGUAGGCAGUAACGUGUUUGACAUUCUCGUGUGUCUGGGAGUGCCGUGGUUGCUUCUUAGCGCGAUCAGGCGUGGAGAACCAAUUCAAGUGUACAGUGGAGGUCUGGUCUACGCCACGCUGACCCUGCUGGGAACAGUAGCGUUCCUCCUCCUGGCCACACAUUUCAACGGAUGGCGACUCACGAAGCCCUUCGGUGUCAUCCUGAUGAUCGUGUACCUGGCCUUCACAGCCCUCACUUCACUGUACGAGCUCAACAUGUUCGGUUAUGUUCAUCCCAAGGAGUGUCUGUCUUCUUACGAUUAGGCAUAAUUUUAUACCAGCAAAUGAAGGUUGUGCUGGGGGUAUACUGGAAUUGCCAUGCAUGUCGGUCGCUUAGUUGAUUGCUUAUGAUAAGGCGUAAUUUUUAACCUGCAAAUGAAGUUUGUGUUGGGAGUAUACUGGAAUCACCAUGUAUGUCAGUCAGUUAGUUGAUUACUCAUGUUAGCGUGUUUUUUUUUAUACCCCACAAACAAGAUUUGUGCCUGGUUUACUUCAAUCACUCUGUUAGUCAGUCCGUUAGAUGGUUGGUUUGUCAUGCUGUACAUGUUAGAUUUUUGUCGUGAAGUUGUCUAACAGUUUUCUGCCUGAAAUGGAACUUGAUAAAUAUGUUGUUUAUACUGUGUAGAAGUGCAACAUAUCAUUUUCUUGCACGUCCCUUUUUUUGUGUGCAGAGUUAUGUACCCUUAAAAUUAGGCAAAUUUUGUAUACUUGCAUCAUGGUAUAUUUGUACUUUGUGUGGUCAAAAGUUUUCUGUGCAUCAAAACAAAACAUCCUUGGAUUAUUGUUUAUACUAUGUAGAAUUUCAAGACUUCCGUCUGCUUUAAAUGAGCAAUAUCCGGGGUAUUUGUCAUCAUCAAUAACAGUCCAUGUAUGUUUUGUUUUUGUAGUGAUUUAGUUGCUUUUAUCAAAGAACUGGCCAUAACUUUCAAAAGUUAUUUUGUCCUUUUAUAUUUUAGAAUGUUGAAAAAAAUAUCCUUGAUGUAUAUUUUCCCAUGGAAUUAAAUAUUAAGAGCAUUUCACUAGGAUGCAACAAUUAUUUUUUAUGGGUUAAUUUUUUUUAAAGGUUAAUUACCAGGUGAACAGAAAAACGGUGAAAUGUUGUAUAAGAUUUAAAAAUUAUUGCAUUUGCAUGUACAUACUCCCUUUAAAAAAUAUAAUAACAUUUUAAGGUUUAUAUUUACUAGAAAAUUUCACUGAUUAACCAAUCGUUAAGAAGAUUAAGGGGUUUAUUGUUGCAUCCCGUAUUUUUAUAUUACAGUUUGAGCAUUUUCGUUUUUACAAAAAUGGUCUUACGUUAUCAAAUCGUUUGAUGUCAAAUUGACAAAGGAAAGAGGUAUUUGCCAGCUGAGCAUUUUAGUCUCUCCAUGGGAAAACAGGGCUUAAAACAUGUGUCAGAUUAGCCUGUUCAUAUUUCAUGGGCUAUAAUCUUGUCAGAUUAGCCUGUUCAGAUUUCAUGGGCUAUAAUCUUGUCAGAUUAGCCUGUUCAGAUUUCAUCAGCUAUAAUCUUGUCAGAUUUAAGCCUGUUCAGAUUUCAUGGGCUAUAAUCUGGUCAGAUUAGCCUGUCCAUAUUUCAUGGGCUAUAAUCUUGUCAGAUUAGCCUGUUCAGAUUUCAUGUGCUAUAAUCUUGUCAGAUUAGCCUGUUCAGAUUUCAUGUGUUAUAAUCUUGUCAGAUUUAAGCCUGUUCAGAUUUCAUGUGCUAUAAUCUCCUCAGAUUAGCCUGUUCAGAUUUCAUGGGCUAUAAUCUUAUCAGAUUAGCCUGUCCAUAUUUCAUCAGCUAUAAUCUCGUCAGAUUAGCCUGUUCAGAUUUCAUGGGCUAUAAUCUUGUCAGAUUUAAGCCUGUUCAGAUUUCAUGUGCUAUAAUCUCCUCAGAUUAGCCUGUUCAGAUUUCAUGGGCUAUAAUCUUGUCAGAUUAGCCUGUUCAGAUUUCAUGUGUUAUAAUCUUGUCAGAUUUAAGCCUGUUCAGAUUUCAUGUGCUAUAAUCUCCUCAGAUUAGCCUGUUCAGAUUUCAUGUGUUAUAAUCUCCUCAGAUUAGCCUGUUCAGAUUUCAUGGGCUAUAAUCUCCUCAGAUUAGCCUGUUCAGAUUUCAUGUGCUAUAAUCUCCUCAGAUUAGCCUGUUCAGAUUUCAUGUGCUAUAAUCUCCUCAGAUUAGCCUGUUCAGAUUUCAUGUGUUAUAAUCUCCUCAGAUUAGCCUGUUCAGAUUUCAUGUGUAAUAAUCUCCUCAGAUUAGCCUGUUCAGAUUUCAUGGGCUAUAAUCUUGUCAGAUUUAAGCCUGUUCAGAUUUCAUGGGCUAUAAUCUCCUCAGAUUAGCCUGUUCAGAUUUCAUGUGCUAUAAUCUUGUCAGAUUUAAGCCUGUUCAGAUUUCAUGGGCUAUAAUCUGGUCAGAUUAGCCUGUCCAUAUUUCAUGGGCUAUAAUCUUGUCAGAUUAGCCUGUUCAGAUUUCAUGUGCUAUAAUCUUGUCAGAUUAGCCUGUUCAGAUUUCAUGUGUUAUAAUCUUGUCAGAUUUAAGCCUGUUCAGAUUUCAUGUGCUAUAAUCUCCUCAGAUUAGCCUGUUCAGAUUUCAUGGGCUAUAAUCUUAUCAGAUUAGCCUGUCCAUAUUUCAUCAGCUAUAAUCUCGUCAGAUUAGCCUGUUCAGAUUUCAUGGGCUAUAAUCUUGUCAGAUUUAAGCCUGUUCAGAUUUCAUGUGCUAUAAUCUCCUCAGAUUAGCCUGUUCAGAUUUCAUGGGCUAUAAUCUUGUCAGAUUAGCCUGUUCAGAUUUCAUGUGUUAUAAUCUUGUCAGAUUUAAGCCUGUUCAGAUUUCAUGUGCUAUAAUCUCCUCAGAUUAGCCUGUUCAGAUUUCAUGUGUUAUAAUCUCCUCAGAUUAGCCUGUUCAGAUUUCAUGUGCUAUAAUCUCCUCAGAUUAGCCUGUUCAGAUUUCAUGUGCUAUAAUCUCCUCAGAUUAGCCUGUUCAGAUUUCAUGUGCUAUAAUCUCCUCAGAUUAGCCUGUUCAGAUUUCAUGUGUAAUAAUCUCCUC